GGGUGUCACCCAUUUAUAUUUGCUAUGUAAAAAGUAAUUUCCUGCAUUAUUUUCCCGGAAAGUGCUGACAGUAGGAGAUCCUCGGAUAUCUUAUACUACGUUGACGUUAUGGAUUCCAGUAGACAGGCUGAUUGUUCAAACGGCUUUCAGGAGAUAUUUAAGUCCUUCGCGACAGAUGCCAUCCAUGUGGGUCAGGAGCCGGAGCAGUGGAAAUCGAUGGCCGUGGUGCCCCCCAUAUCGCUCUCCACCACGUUUAAACAGCUCGGACCCGGAGACCAUGCGGGUUUUGAGUACAGUCGAAGUGGAAACCCAACACGGAACUGUCUUGAGAGAGCAGUUGCUGCAUUAGAUGGUGCAAAGUAUUGUCUUUCCUUUGCCUCGGGACUGGCUGCAACAAUGACCAUCACACACAUGCUGAAGGCUAACGAUGGCAUCGUGUGUAUGAAUGAUGUCUAUGGAGGAACAAACCGGUAUUUCAGCAAAGUUGCUACAGCAGUUGGCCUCAGUGUGUCGUUUGCUGACUGCACACAGCUUGACGUUUUGAGCAGUGCUCUCAAGCCAAAUACAAAGCUGCUCUGGAUUGAGACUCCGACAAACCCAAUGAUGAAGGUAGUGGACAUCGAGGCCUGCUCUAAGAUUGCUCAUGAAUAUAGUAAAGACAUUAUCGUGGUGGUGGACAACACGUUCAUGUCAUCUUACUUUCAGCGCCCCCUGGCACUUGGAGCCGAUAUCUGCAUGUACUCUGCCACCAAGUACAUGAAUGGCCACAGCGAUGUUGUUAUGGGGCUCGCGUCGGUAAAUCGUGACGACCUGUAUGAGCGUCUGAAAUAUUUGCAAAAUGCCAUUGGCGCAGUCCCUUCCCCCUUCGACUGCUACCUGUGUAACCGUGGCCUGAAGACCCUUCACCUGCGCAUGCAGCAGCAUUUCAGGAACGCCAUGGCAACAGCCCGGUUCUUAGAGGCCGACCCUCGAGUGGAGAAGGUUAUAUUUCCAGGGCUGCCUUCCCAUCCCCAGCACGAGCUGAUGAAGAAGCAGUGCACUGGCUGCCCUGGCAUGAUCACCUUCUACAUCAAGGGCACCUUGGAGCACGCCACCGCCUUCCUCCGCAACCUCAAGCUGUUUUCCCUCGCCGAGAGUCUUGGGGGUUACGAAAGUCUGGCAGAACACCCUGCGAUCAUGACGCACGCCUCAGUGUCUGAGGGUGAGCGGGCCCUUCUGGGCAUCAGCGACACACUCAUCCGCCUGUCAGUGGGACUGGAGGAUGAGGAGGACAUCAUCAGGGACCUGGACUACGCUCUCAGUAAAGCCCAUCCUCAGGGAAAAUAGGAUCUUCGCGAUUUUUGUCCAACUUUUACGACAGCAGUUAAAACAAUUUGCCCCAAGACUGCAUCAUGAUACUGUAAUCGGUACAUUUUAAUAUCAGAGAACAAUGUUGCAUUAGGAAAUAUGUCAUUAAUAUUUCAAAAUGUAAAGUAUUUUAAUGAGCUGGUUGUGGGUAUUUUAUAAAUUAAAUUCUGCACACUUGCCCCUGGGGUUUUGUCUGAUGACUUACUUCCUGCGAUGAAGAGCAUCACAACAGACACACAAUCAAGUCUCUGCACUGCUGGUCCAGAUGGUCACGUUUUUAUUUUUGAGACUUUUUAUUGACUGGGUGGCUUUGAAUAUAUUUACCACUUUUCAGUGGUUGAAUUAUGUGGGGAAUGAAAGCCACUAUCAAAUGAUUCUGGAAAAAUGAUCACUUCAUGAGAACUACAGCAACGGAUCUGAUGUUAAAUUGCAUUAAAGUGCAGCAUCUACAGAAAGCUACAGAUUGAGGUACAAGUUUUUUUUUGGGGGGGGCACUAAUUACUUAAUCACUGUGUCCAGGAAAUAAAAAUGAAAAUUGCUUUAAA
Messenger RNA from Brienomyrus brachyistius, 1892 nucleotides. RefSeq names its product cystathionase (cystathionine gamma-lyase) (gene cth). Gene Ontology annotation, molecular function: cystathionine gamma-lyase activity; pyridoxal phosphate binding. Gene Ontology annotation, biological process: transsulfuration. Bases 109 to 1326 code for a protein of 405 amino acids. The record is from RefSeq and is a predicted model, not a curated record. The transcript has 12 exons. Gene Ontology annotation, cellular component: cytoplasm. Lineage: Eukaryota; Metazoa; Chordata; Actinopteri; Osteoglossiformes; Mormyridae.